Messenger RNA from Salvelinus namaycush (lake trout), 2356 nucleotides. RefSeq names its product E3 ubiquitin/ISG15 ligase TRIM25-like. Gene Ontology annotation, molecular function: protein binding; zinc ion binding. Bases 226 to 1890 code for a protein of 554 amino acids. The record is from RefSeq and is a predicted model, not a curated record. Lineage: Eukaryota; Metazoa; Chordata; Actinopteri; Salmoniformes; Salmonidae. The transcript is spliced from 6 exons.
ACAAUCUAGAAAUGUUAUGUUGCUCCAUCUGUCUGGAUCUACGGAAGGAUCCUGUUACUUUUCCCUUCAGACACAGCUGUAUGCAACGUCAUCUUAGUUUGACUUCCAUCCAAACCACAUCCUCUGUAGACACAGAGUUUCACAGCCCAGUAGGAAGCCACUCCCUCAAUGAAACAGAAAAUAAUCUGACAAACUGUUGCUCAACUUUCGGGUGAAAGCACCAAAAUGGCUGACAAUCAGGAACUGUUCUGUUGCUCCAUCUGUCUGGAUCUACUGCAGGAUCCGGUGACUACUGCCUGUGGACACAGUUACUGUAUGGGCUGUAUUAAAGAAAGCUGGGAUCAGGAUGUUCUGAAAGGUGUCUACAGAUGUCCACAGUGCAGACAGACCUUCACUCCAAGGCCUACUCUGAAGAGAAACACCGUGCUGGCGGAAGUGUUGGAGAAUUUGAAAAUGGCAGAUUUCCAAGGUACCACUCCUGCACACUGUUAUGCUAAACCUGAAUAUGUGGAGUGUGAUGUCUGCACUAGGAAAAAACUCAAAGCUGUCAAGUCCUGUCUGGUGUGUCUGACCUCUUACUGUGAGACUCAUCUCCAGCCUCACUACUAUGUGCCCCCACUAAAGAAGCAUAAGCUUGUCAAUGCAGUGACAGAUCUACAGGAGAAGAUUUGCCCUCAUCAUGACAAACUGCUGGAGGUUUACUGUCGUACCGAUCAGAAGUGUAUCUGUCUGCUGUGUGUGAUGGAUGAACAUAAAGGCCAUGAUACAGUGUCAGCUGCAGCAGAGAGGACUGAGAAACAGCAACAGUUGGGAGAAACACAGGAGGAAGGGAAGCAGAGAGCCCAGAGGAGAGAGAAGGAGGUGCAGGAGCUGAGACAGGCUGUAGAUGCCAUUAAGGAGUCUUCAUGGGUAGCCGUGGAUGACUUUGAGAGAAUGUGUACCAUGCACGUCCUUUCAUAUAUCCGCUCCAUUGAGAGAAAGCGUUCUGAGGUGAAGGAGCAGAUCAAGGCCCAGGAGACGGCUGGAGUGAGUCAGGCUGAAGGACUUCUGAAGCAACUGGAGCAGGAGGUUUCUGAGUUAAAGAGGAGAGAUUCUGAGCUGGAGCAGCUGUCACACACAGAGGAUCACAUCCAUUUCCUCCAGAGUAUCGAUUCUCUCUGUGACCCUCCUGGACCAAAGGCAUUUCCUAGCAGUUUGGAAGCAGUGAAGAAAUUUGUCUCUGAACAGAAAGAGCGAAUGGAAAAUACAUGCAAGGAGGAAACCGACAAGAUCUUGAGUUGUCUUGAAAAAAAAAUGUUGACAAAUCCAUCUUCACCACCUGUGCAAGAGUACAGCACGAGAAGUGGAUUUUUGAAAAACUAUCGCACCAUGGAAGUGGAUCCCAACACAGCAUGUGCAACUCUCUCUCUGUCGAACAGAAACAAGGAGAUAGCAUGGAGUGACAAGGCCCAGGCCUAUUCAGACCAUCUAGACAGGUUUACUUACUAUCACCAGGCUCUGUGCAAAGAGGGUCUGUCUGAAACCUGCUACUGGGAGGUAGAGUGGAGCGGGGGGAUCGUUGAUGUGGCAGUCUCAUACAGAGGGAUCAGCAGGAAAGGUUGGGGCAAUGACUGUUGUUUUGGACACAAUGAUCAGUCCUGGAGUUUGGUCUGCUCUCCCUCCAGUUGUUCAUUCUGGCACAAUAAUAACUACAAAACCAACAUCCCUGUCCCCCGCGCCUCCAGAGUAGGAGUGUACCUGGACCACAAGGCAGGUACUCUGUCCUUCUACAGUGUCUCUGACACAAUGACCCUCCUCCACAGAGUCCAGACCACAUUCACUCAGCCCCUCUAUCCUGGGUUUGGAGUUGAUUUAGGAUCAUCUCUAAAGAUAUGCCACCUGCCAGUAUGACAAUGCUCUAACAACACUCAAACCCCUCCUAACAUGUUAUGGUCCUGGUACAGCAACCCUAGGCUUGCUCUACUGGCAUUUCUACUCACUUUAUUUUUGUUAAAUAUGCUGUGCCAGAUCCUUUUGUAAAAAGCAUUGCACUGUUAAAAAAGGAGUGCCGAUAUUUUGGUUAAGGGUUUGUAAGCAUUUCAUGGCGCAUGUGACAAAUACAAUUUUAUUUAUUUCGAUUUUUUAUUCCAUUUUAAUUUCAGCUCGUCUAUAUUAGUAGUGUCGUGGCUGAAUCAGAAUUAGUUAGGUAACAUAGAUAAAUAAGAUGUUUUAUCUUAUUCUUGUCAUUAGAAUGUCUUCUUUUGGACUAUACUGUUGGCAGUUAUCCCUUCUCAGCUAAGGCUUAGUCACUUGGGGCCCAGAGAGGGGAGAGGUCAGGCUUGUCUUCAUAUGUCAAUGUAUCUGUUAAACCUUGUGA